Messenger RNA from Amoebophrya sp. A120, 2495 nucleotides. Lineage: Eukaryota; Dinophyceae; Syndiniales; Amoebophryaceae. The record is from the annotation of a GenBank genome assembly.
UAAAUGAAUUAUUUUUUUUUUGCAGCUGCAGAACCUGGAGGCGCGACUUGAUAUGCUCAGCGGUUGACAUCAUUGUUUGGGGUUGUGGUCCUUUGCUUCUGUUGGUGUUUUGCCCGGCCUGCACAAGCUCCCUCGCAGAUGAUGUGAUGGCUGCUGGAGCUGCAUGCUGACGCGACGGAGACUCGCGUUUUCUCCAGACGAAAACCAUCCCCGGAAAAACAGGGCCCCACGCACCGAGUAAAAUUUGGCCUGAUUCAAACCUGGCCCUUGAGUCGGAUUUAAUUUUGGCCCAGCAGGGGCGGAAUCAAUUCGAAUUAAAUCGAAAAAAAAAUAUCCCAGGAGGGGGAAUUAAAAAUAAUUAAUUUCCGGGUCCGGCCCCGCGGGCUGGGUCAGGAUUUCAUGUGUGAUUUCCCUGUCAAAUUUUUUGGGCGCGUUUUUUUUCGAUUAAUUCGUUUAAUUCGUUUUUUUCCGGGCGGGAAAAACGAAUUUUUUUCCCGCCCAGUGAGAUUUUUUUAUUUUUCCCCCCCCGUGGGCCCCGGGGUGAGGCCUGUGGUGGCGGAUUUAAUUCAGGCCCGAAUUAAUUCUGUUUGGGCCAUUGGCUUGCGGCUUUUCUCGCCGAGCCGCAUUCUUGUGUGAAAGCGUAAGAAGCGACCUCCCCUACUCGGCGCUCGCGCCCAGUAAAAAACUCAGCUGGAGAUCCGGCGCACAAGCAAAUGUAUGUCGGAGACGCGUCCGCUCGUUGACUACUUCUCGGCGAAUUGAUCCCGUCCAACAUAUCUGCUGAUCAUUGUUGUCGGCGCCACGCUGCGCCCUCUGUUUGCAAAUUUUCUUAUUCAUUCAAUUCAAAUAACUCAUCUUGGUAAUUUUUACCUCUUGAUUUUAUGUCUGUCCGAGCCUCGCCCUUUUCCGGUAGCGUAGCCGGGACCUGAUGACUGUGAGGGUGAGCCUCUUCCCGUUCUGGGUUGAAGUUUAUUUCCUCUCUCUCUUGUCCUCAGGGAGUAACGCCCCUGCCGUUGGUAGUAAGUUUGGUCCAUCCGCCUCAGGAAAGUCUCUUUUAUCCGCUUGUCGGAAAGUCUGGUCUCAUCCGCUUUGCGGAAAGUUUGGUCCAUCCGCCUCAGGAAAGUCUCUUUUAUCCUCUUGUCGGAAAGUCUGGUCUCAUCCGCUUUGCGGAAAGUUUGGUCUCAUCCGCUUGGCGGAAAGUCUGGUCUCAUCCGCUCUGUGGAAAGUUUGGUUAUCCGCUUGUCGGAAAGUCUGGCCUCAUCCGCUCUGCGGAAAGUUUGGUUAUCCGCUUGUCGGAAAUUCUGGUUUCUUCAUCCGCUUUGCGGAAAGUUUGGUUUAUCCGCUUGUCGGAAAGUUUGGUCUCACCCGCUUUGCGGAAAGUUUGGUUAUCCGCUUGGCGGAAAGUCUGGUCUCAUCCGCUCGGCGGAAAUUUCUGGCUAUAGAUCCGCUUGGCGGAGAGUUUCGUCUCAUCCGCGCGGCGGAAUGUUUGGCGCAAUCCGCUUUGCGGACAGUUUUGGGUAUCUCUGGUUUAUCCGUGGUGCGGACAGUGUUGGCAGCCCAGAUUGUAUUCUCGUUGGCGAUAGCAGCGAGAGUACGGAAUCAUGCGGUCUCGCCUUGCUUUGGGAAGGAGGGUCGUUUGGCACUGGCGGUUCGAACCCGUUACCCUUGCGAACUUUUUCCCAAGCCAAGGCCCUUGGCUUUCUUUGGUCUUCUUAUCCUUUGAUCCUCUGAUCCCAUUGCAAUGCGAGGCCGCAAGGCUAUCGGUUUUUUUUUUGUCCGCUUUGAGCUGUCCACAUCCACUUCGGGUGCAUACCACUGGUCGGUCCGUCGUCAUCGCUACGCCUUCGUCUAUGGGGCGCACCGGUUCUCCCAAAUUCAUCGUCUGGCCGCAGGCGUCGCGCCGGGUUCUUUGGGUUGCUUCGGCGUACCGGCCUCCGCCGGUGGGGUAGGUGCUUCCAGGGCGCCUCCUCGUGCGACGCAGUGGGAGAUGCUCCCAUCGAGCGAUCAUCCAUCGGGUGAUCCUUCCGCCGUGACUGCAUAAAAUGCAUGCCCGGGCAGUAGCAGGCUAGCGAGCCUGUGAGCCUAGGCUGAGGCUGGACGGGCGAUAUUUUAUGUCUGUCCGAGCCUCGCCCUUUUCCGGUAGCCGGGACCUGAUGACUGUGAGGGCGAGCCUCUUCCCGUUCUGGGUUGAAGUUUAUUUGCCCACCCGCCCUCCCGGUUAGUUUUACGAGAUGAGCCAGUGGUCUGGGUCGGUAGUUACUUCGGAUGGGUCGCUGGGCCUCGCGCCGCUCCAAUCUGUGUUGGGGUAGGACAGAGGUCGCAAGAUAUCUCCCACGGCGGGGGUAGGUGCUUCCAGGGCGCCUCCUCGUGCGACGCAGUGGGAGAUGCUCCCAUCGAGCGAUCAUCCAUCGGGUGAUCCUUCCGCCGUGACUGCAUAAAAUACAAAAGACGGAGUAAGUUUCUUUGCUCUGAGGAUUUGCAUUUCGGCUUCUUAG